UUUUCCACAACAAUAACAAAGAGAGCAGUUGAGACCUCGGAGAAGAAACGAAAAGGAACUGAACGUGAAACUACGAGCUAAACGGUCCAUAAACUUCUUCCGGGAAGAACUGUAUUUAUAUAUCUGUAUAUAUCUCACGGCAAAUAAUCUACCUCAACCACUUGAACUGAUCUGUUUUUGUUCUUGAAGUCAACCCUCUUCCUGUUUACAUUACUUUUUGCCGCAGGGCCUGUUUUUGCACAAUCAACAAGAGCUAUGGCUGAACUUCAUCAGGUGUUCCUCGGCUGAGAAGGAGUAACUAAUGCACUUUAGCACCUUUACCAAGAUCUCAGUGAGCGGCUCCCGCAGCUGAUGACCAAAGAGCAAGGCCCUCACCCACUUCCAGCAGGACUCUCCAGCCUCACGCCUCUGCCCCAGACAACACCAUGUUCCAGAGGUUCACCAGCGUCUUGUUUGGAGACAGUGGAUGUCCUGUGGAUCCAGACUUCAAUGAGAAAGAGGAGGAGGAUGAGUGGAUUCUGGUCGAUUAUCUAGCGAAGGCCUGUUCCGGUGCGUGUGGAGAUGAUCUGGUGGAGGUGUGCUCUGACGAUGUCGCUCCCCUGGACACCCCCGUGCGCUGCCCUUCCUGCUCCUCUCUGGAUUCAGUGGCAGACACUGAUGCAGAGGAUGGCGACUUCUUACGUCUAGAGGCGACAUGUGGGCUAGAAGAAAGCUGGUUCAUCACUCCUCCGCCGUGUUUCAUGGCUGGAGGCAGAGCUCCGGUCCUGCUGGAGACCAGUCCUCUGGAGAACCUACUGAUUGAGCAUCCCAGCAUGUCCGUGUACGCCGUUCAAAGCCCUCGUCAACGACCUGCCAAGGACAGCACCCAUGAGCCAUCCAUUUUAAGAUCUGAUGUUCAGCGCCGGCCCAGUCACCCUUCUGGCUGCUACACAGCUGCUCUUGUUGCUGCUCACGCCGGGUUUCUGGAGCAGACCAAGAACAGCCGCUUGGCACAGCGCAUCCGUGACAAGGUGGAGCGCCAGCAGCUGUCUCGCAAUGCCCUCCGUCGCCUCAACCUGCUGCGCGACGGAGGAGCCAGACAGGCCAAAGCCACUGGAGGCUAUAUUCACCAGCCGGGACAGAGGCAGUACAACUACUGAGGCAGUCCCCACUUCUCUCCCCUGUACGCUACCCCUUCCACACUGGGAGAACUGGUCUUUCGCCAGAAGGAAUGGAGUCCUUUAGAAUCAAUGCCAUAGGUCACUUUACUUCACGGCAGGUUCCACUCGACCUGAAUGUGUCUGCAUCGUGUUUCCUUUAUAAGCUAUAUCUUAUAGGUUCUGUUUUAUGUUAUGUGUCUUGAAGGUUGAAUAACCAAGUAUUUUGUUAUAGUGAGCAUGAUGUUGUAGUGCUCUGUUUGAGCAUUUGUAGGCAGCUUGGCACUUUCAAUGCCUUUAACUUGUCUCUGCUUUUUUUAUUUUAUUUAAAGCCAUACUACGUUUGAUCACAUCGGUGAUGAAAUCAUCAGCAGCACUUUUCUGGUUAGGAGGGAACCUGCCUGUGAUUUUGUAGAUCAGUACUUUCUUCCUCUUUGAUUUUUUUUUUCUCUCUUUAAAAAAAGAAAGGUAAAAUAUACUGGGUUUAUUAUCACUAAAAGCCUUGUAUCCAUAGUAGAUUUCAAAAUAUGUAAAAUAUAUUUAAAAAAACUUGCAAAAUAUUUUAAAAAUUAAAAAUAUAGAAUAUAUUACAUAUCAGUAUGAAGUUGAUAAGAGUGUAUGUUAUCUGCAUAGAUAUUUAUGUAGGUUUUCUAUUUUUAGAGUGACUUUAGUGACUGGUUUGAUGUAUGACUGUGUAGAGCUAAUUUUCCAACAGGUGAAAAAUCAACAAAAAAAAGACAUUGUGUUGUAAUGUUUAUUUUCAUGUUUGCUAUAUAUCUGCAGUACAUGUCUCAGGGUCAUCACUGUUCACCUUUGCUCUUUGCUAAAAAUGCAGAUUACUUGCAGACAGUAAAUUGUCUCCGUUCAUACUGGAGAACCUCUAACUUUAUCAGUGUGUAUGUUACCUUGUGGAAAUAUUUGUAAUUGAUGUAAAUCUUUAACAUAAUGUGUGUCUCACACUUCGAAUGAAAGCUUGCUCCUCCGAGGACUGUGAAAACAACACUUUCUCUUAAUUGACUGUUAAAACCUUUUACAAUGAAGUGAAACUGUUAGCAUUUUAAAAAAAAAUGUUAUAUAUAUUUUUAGUUUUCUCACUUGUAGUAACCUUUUGUGUUACAUGCCUUUUCAUGUUUUAUUUGACUAGUUACAUGAUAUAUUUACUGAGCGAAAUAUGUAAAGUAGCAAAAAACUUCUAAUUCUUUGUAGGUUUUGUUUGUUACUCUUUAUUCCUUUACCACGUGCAACCUUUUGUUGUAAUUUUCCGGUGACACUGCCCAGGUAAAUGUCUCCCCUAAAUGAAUGAAACUGAAUUCAGUAACUCUGACAUUCAGUCGAAUGCAUAUUUCAUGCAUGAGCAACUCAAGGAUAACACCUACAGCUUGUUUUGUUUGUAUAAUUUUUUUGGCUUGCUGCAUUCUGUGUUGAGCAGUAUAUUGCAUUUUCUGACAUUUUUCUCUGUGGACGAAGGGAAUGGAAGGGACAUAAGAUUCUCUUCAUAUUCCUCGAGUAGUACUGGAGGUCUUUCCCUAUGUCAGUAGACGCCUGAUAUUUGGUAUUCAUAACAGGGAUUUCAUUUUGCCUUGAAUUGCGUUUGGGGAUCAUGUGCCUUCCAGGUGAACAGUAUGACAAUGCAUCCGUGAAGAACUUGAACUUUGUCCAAAGGGACACAAACAAAUGUAAUUUUACUAUGCACAGAGGAUUACCUUGUCUCUGUGAGCCACUUGCUCGCUCUGUCAACUUUUACAUGAAAUUUAGCAAAUUUUUUUCUGUGUUAAAUGUGUGAAGAAAAUUCUCUGUGGCAUUGGUAAGUUUUAGACUAUGCUUUAGUUGCGGUUUUUUGUCGCUUUUUUUUUUCUUGUUUUACUGGAAUAAUACAGCACUUUGCCAAAAGUGUAGGGUUUUAGGAUUAUUUAGCAUUGUAUAUUUAUGUUUUUCUUGAACUGAUAUGUUUUGGAUACGUCAUACACAGACUGUUUUAUAUGAGUAGUGUAAUUUGCAAAUAAAUUUUUCAUUUCAUAUGUCUCAAAACCAACUGUUUGUCAUUAUGUAUACUCCCUUCUCAAUAAAUGUUUUAAUACAAAA
Carassius gibelio (silver crucian carp) is the source of this 3218-nucleotide messenger RNA. RefSeq names its product tumor protein p53-inducible nuclear protein 1. Gene Ontology annotation, cellular component: nucleus; autophagosome. Lineage: Eukaryota; Metazoa; Chordata; Actinopteri; Cypriniformes; Cyprinidae. The record is from RefSeq and is a predicted model, not a curated record. The transcript has 4 exons. Gene Ontology annotation, biological process: positive regulation of DNA-templated transcription; autophagosome assembly. The coding region runs from base 426 to 1139 and encodes 237 amino acids.